AUGGCUUCUAAUCAUACAUAUUGUCGAUCAAAACCCGCUCCUACACAAGUUCCGAUCAACCUGAGGUGGUGCAAUCGAGCAUUACGACCGUUAACAUCGAUAUAUCUACGACUCGAAAAACACUGGAAAGUUUCCCCAUUGCGAGACGAAGAGUAUAUUCGGCGGGCAUACAAUGGCGGCACCACUGCUUCUAAUGGCAGCCAAGGUUUACGCAGGACCGCGCCCGGUUCAGCAAACGCGUCUGACUCGGAGUCAUCGAAGGAAGACCCAACAUGGGUCCCGGGUGAUGCUGUACGGAAACCGAUAAAACACAGGUACUCUGGACGAAGGGAGCGACCUCGUACGAACGGUCGCUCAAAAGUUGUUGUUAAAAGCCCCGAAGCCGAGAAACUUCAGCCCGGGCAAUUCACAAUUGCGACACCAUUAAUACUGGGGAAACGGCGCGUGCUCGACCUGGGAAAGACACCAGCUGCUGAAGAUAUCCGCAACGUGGAAAAAGAGCCGCCACAAAAACAAAAGCUAUUUUCUUAUUCGAAACAUAAGUCACUAGGGAACAGUUGGAGUCUGAGCGAGAUUGCGCACGGAAUCGAGGAUACAUACAAUGACCCAUCGUAUGUAGCGAUCGUGCAAACCAUAUUCUCCGCUUGGGAUACGUUCCUCAGAAUGAGCAGCCCACAGCAAAGUCACGGUAGAGGUGCAAAAUCCUUAUUAUCCAUGGCUUUAAACACUACGUCCGAAUAUAUUUUACACGAACAAGAACGGGUGAAUAGUUUGGAAGAGAAAGAGGAGGAGAUAGAUGUUGCAGGUUUUAUUAUCACGGAAUUGGAAAAGACAUAUGCAAUGAGCAGCGAUGGGUGGAAGCCGCUGAAGGAACUUGUUCGAUCGCAUGGCAUCCAUCUAAUGUGCGAAGCUAUUCGCAAACGAUGGCUAUCCCCUCAGCUGAGCCGCCGAAUUGUCUUGCAGUCGUUUGCGCUCUCUGCCCAUGACGCUGCAGGAGCGCUAUUAUCAGCUCUAUUAUCACUUUCUCCCAUUAUCCCACCACCUAUCCGCUUGGAUAGUGACUUAUUUAAACCAAGCCAUUCGGUUGCAUUGCACACCCUAGAGACGUACGUGAGGUCCUCAGGAAACCUCAGUAUAUUCUUUAGGGAAAUGGCAUCCUUACUGGACCGAGGACGUUUGCCUGCGGAGUGGCUCGCGACAGAUUCAAUGAAAAAUUAUUUGACUGCUGCCCUGCAAUCCCUCUCGACUGGCGAUGAGCAUUCGUUUGCAUCUCUACGCCUCAUCACAUCGGCAAUUCUAGCAGCUGCUGGCUCUAAGAGGACUAUUUCUCCUAAGGUCUUAAAGAGCCUAAGACGGUCAAAACGUGGAACUCUUCAAUGUCUCAAGGGGGAACGAGAACCAAGUUUUGCUAGCUCUUUGCCAGGUCGGGAGACCAAUUGCCAUGACCCGAUCUCUAUUGCACUCAGCAAUAGUAUUACAAGCAUAUUGACUGUCCUCUCCGCCUCGCACUUCGCUAAGUUCGGAUUUGCAAUGGCAAAAGGCUCAGCAAUGUAUAAGCUAUUGACGUUCCUAUCCACAAUAGUACAGCGGGAUGUUGAACAAGCUGCAUUUGAUGGGAAGAAGCACAAGCUAGACUUGCAGCCAACACGCGCGUGUGCCAUUUUACUAUCGGACUUUUUGAUCAACUAUUUGGAUAGCUGUGGCAAGGGAGUUCGCAAGAAGGCUGUACAUCACGGCCUACCAGUUAUACAUAACCUUGGAUAUUUAACUGGCAUGCAUAAAAAUAAGAAAGAGCUUGUGGAAGAGUUAUCCGCUUUCGUUUUACAGAUCGCAAAAUGCCUAGGCAGGGUACAGAGUGACGAUGGAUUUGAGGUGGCUAAACUGUUCACUCUAGCCUUCGAAUGCUCAGAUGUGAAAGGAGAACCUAUCCUUCGAAGAGUGCUCAGCAAGGUAGCCGUGGAGAUUGCUUUGAAGUUUGCCGAGUCAACAUGUCUGCAAGAUCAUCAUGACUGGGCCUCAUAUAUUCAAGAUCAGGUCGUUGCGUGCGAUGUUAACCUGAAUGACUCGGACGAGCUACAACCGCUGACUCCUUCACUGCGCCGCUCAGCAACUGGGUUUAGGUGGGAGGAUGGCAUUGGAGAGUGGGUUGCGAAAACACCCGUUUUCAGUCAAGCCAAAACGUCGAGGUCGGCCUCACCACUGCCGAACAAUACUGCCUCUCAAGCUGCUCAGCCAGGUAACUACAGUAACCGGACUGAGAUAUCAGAUUCCGAGGAGAGCGACUCGUGGUUCUCAUCGGUAUUAGAGCGAAACACCGAGAGCUCGAGCGUUUCAUCGGACUAUUCGGAGUCACCUCCACCUCCUAAAAGGAAGCGCUUGUCAAGCCAUACUGAAGAUCAUCGCUCAAGGAGACCCAACAACAUGUUACCCAACAAGGUAGAGCUGCACAACCCCCGUCGCUCGCAGCAACAGGCCCCGAUACACUGGAAUCCAGACAUGGAUACCCUUUCAGGCAGUGAAUCUCAACGUUGCCGGCGUUCGUCCCGAAGGAAAUCACCGCAGUCCCAUGUUUCUAAUAUGGCUAGCUCUUUCCCGUCUUUAUACCAGCAGCGGUCGAAUGGAGAAUUGGUAGCCACUGCGGAACGUGAUACCUCACAGAGGGUCGCCGUUGUGGUUGAAGUCCCUCGUCUCCCUAAAGUGCCUACUGUAGAGGUGGUUAUUUUCAAAGAAAAAGUGCAUGACAUAAACCGCAAGAAGCGCCGACACACCGAGCCCUUAGGAGUCAGGACAAAGGAUCUCGAUAUAUCAGAAUACGAAGAAGACGAAGACGAGCAAGAGGACGAUGAUGAUGAUGAAGAAGAGGAUAUCCUCAGCCACGCUCCGGCUCUGAGCCAGCGUCUUCGGCAGAGAAUACCACGUUAUGCGACUUCCAGGCUACCCAUAAGUCGUCUCAAGAUGUCUAGAAAUCCCCAUCCCCGUCGAUCGAUGAGGUUAUCCCUCGGCCAGCGUGAGAUACCCUGCUCGGAUGGAAGCGGUUCAAGUGACGAUGAGCUGAGCUUCUGCUAA
This is a messenger RNA of Arthroderma uncinatum, 3066 nucleotides long. RefSeq lists its product as uncharacterized. The transcript has a single exon. The coding region runs from base 1 to 3066 and encodes 1021 amino acids. Lineage: Eukaryota; Fungi; Ascomycota; Eurotiomycetes; Onygenales; Arthrodermataceae. The record is from RefSeq and is a predicted model, not a curated record.